Molecule: messenger RNA, 936 nt
Organism: Emericellopsis atlantica
Lineage: Eukaryota; Fungi; Ascomycota; Sordariomycetes; Hypocreales; Bionectriaceae
Exons: 1
Coding region: 283-534 (83 amino acids)
Source: RefSeq, a predicted model, not a curated record
GUUUCAGGAAUUUGACAAUAGUCCUAUUCUUUCCUGGGUGACUUACGAGUGCGCUGUUUCGAGCGGCGUUACAUCAUGUGUCAAGUUACCCGCGGUCCGUCGAGGCAGAGCCAAGUCCCUGGCGUCCUCGAUCGGCGCACUGGCGGGAUGGAUGACGGCUGUGGCAUGGGUAUGUGACAUUUCGCGCCUCCUGCUCAUGGCUGUGUUUUUAGACUCUCAUUCCGAGCGCGGCACUUUGCUGCCGUGAAUCUGGGAAUGGCGGCCGCCCGUUGAAGGUUGUGAAUGUGUGUACGGGUUGCGACCUUGAAGCCGUCGGGUCAUGCCCGGUGGGCUAUGUGCUUGGCUUGUUUGGGACAAGGUUUGCAAACUACCCACGCAUGUGGUAUUUGUCAAAUACCCAUGAUACGUAUGUACGUAUGUGGAUGGCGAUGUCUGACCCCGUCGCGAUCAAUGGGCUCAUUCAGUACCGGAUUUUACCAUUGUUGGGCGGAUCGAUCAUGCCGCGCCAAGAUCGCAACGCUGGGUCCGUCAUGACAAAUACUUGACAGCACAAGCGAAAACGCCAUUUUGCCAAGUGUAUAACGCUGUAGAAGCGAGGAAGAAGGAUCGCAGCUUCGCAGCCUAUGGUGGGACCGCGGGAGGUGGCUCGGCGCAGGUCUAGGCAAGCGAGAUGCAGUGACCGCCAGGGAAACCGGAAGAUCCUCCUUGAAACGGCAGCUUGUUGAAGAAAUGUAAAUGGGUGUCCGACAAAUGACAACUGUCACAAUCAGCCUGUCAUGCAGCUGCUACUCCAGAGUCCAGGCAGGGCCGCAGGCGCGAGCGAGUAAGCGUAGAGGUGUGCUCGUGUGCUCUCCGCCUUCGAAGUAUCCUGUAGGAAGACAAGAGGGGCCGCGGAUCGAUAUGGGCCUGAUCGAGGUCAUCAAUGGGGUCUUGAAU